AUGCUUGCCUCAAAUGUGAACGAGGCCAUGGCAUGUCGGCUGGGACCAUACGUCCGUAUGCCUCCGGGUCUGCAGGACUUUUUUUCGCGGAAGCUGUUGCUGCUAGCAGGCGUUGACCAGCCAUGUGACGGCCCCUCCGGGGGUGGAAGCCAUCGCCCCAAGACACCGCAACUCCUCGGCAAAGGCCACCAAAAGGAGGAUUUCCUAUCGCAGAACGUGGCUGAUGUCACGCCCGCCGAUCGCCCAAAGGACUGGCAAAAGCAACUUGCCGCCCAGCCAGGACCGCGCUAUGAAAUAAGCGCCAGCAGCCAGGCCCCCGCGGGGAUGAUCCGGCGCACACAGGUCGAAGCCAUUGCGCACAGAUUCAGCAAUCAGCCGGUUGGUCUGGAGGUCUCUCCGAUGGGGCUGAGAAUCCCCGUCACUCUAGGGCCAGCCAUGCAGCUAGCCCAGACGGGAGCACUGGGAGAAAUAUAUGCGCCGGCAAAUGGCGGCGAGCAGGAGGACAGCUGCGCCUGGCGCGAACUGCUCAUACGGUAA
Molecule: messenger RNA, 537 nt
Organism: Gaeumannomyces tritici R3-111a-1
Lineage: Eukaryota; Fungi; Ascomycota; Sordariomycetes; Magnaporthales; Magnaporthaceae
Exons: 4
Coding region: 1-537 (178 amino acids)
Source: RefSeq, a predicted model, not a curated record